This is a messenger RNA of Lingula anatina, 1173 nucleotides long. Its product is annotated as antizyme inhibitor 2. Gene Ontology annotation, cellular component: cytoplasm. Gene Ontology annotation, molecular function: ornithine decarboxylase activity. Lineage: Eukaryota; Metazoa; Brachiopoda; Lingulata; Lingulida; Lingulidae. The record is from RefSeq and is a predicted model, not a curated record.
UUCACAAAAUUUUAUUUUCCUUAGCUUCCAUAUCGGUGGCCUCUGCACUGAUUACAUGGCCUACCACCACACCAUACGCUUGUGCCGUGACAUCUUUGAUGAAGCCAAAUCCAUGGACUACAACCUCAACUUACUGGACAUUGGUGGUGGGUUCGCCGGUUAUGCAGUCGAAAACAAUCCAACGUUCUCUGAUGCUGCCAAAGUCAUAAACAUGGCGCUAGACGAAUAUUUCCCAAAAGAAGAAAAUUUUGAAGUCAUUGCUGAACCUGGAGUGUACUACGUGCAGUCGGCCUUCACCUUGGCACUAAGAGUUAUCGGAAAACGAGUUUUACGCUCGGCAACCUCGGCCAAGGUCUCUGAACAGUCAUACUUCUACUACGUCAAUGAUGGGAUCCAUGGGUCAUUCUGUAUCAUUAAGUCAUUUAUGGCUGAUAAGCUGGUUGGAAAUUUCCACGUCUUAAAGGACGACGUCCAAAUGCCGGUCUACCAGAGCACCUUGUGGGGUCCAACACUCAACCCUGAUGAUCUCCUGGCACAGAACAUCCAACUGCCCGAACUGGACAUUGGAGACUGGUUGUACGUGCCUAACAUGGGGGCGUACACUAUUGUGCUUGCAUCCUCCUUCUAUGGGAUUGCUCCGCCGGAACUAUUUUAUUUUGCGUCUGAUGAAAUCACCUCUGAACUUGGUGUUUAGGGGAGACAGUUAGGGAGUUUUUAUUCCUGUCUUGAUUGGAAAAUAUAUAUAUCACAUGUUGAAAAAAAAUGUGAACAAUAUCAACUAAAACGUAUAAAAUUAUCAUAAAAAAUUAGAAAAAACCGCCCAUUGCUUCAAACUGUUUUAAUCCUCAUUUUUAUCUGGGUCAUUUUUAUACCACACCGAUAACUAGCGUUGUCGUCGGCACAGCAUAUUUUAUACCUAUCAGCUAGGUAGUAGGCAUUUUAUAUUCAGCGUACUUAUGUGUAUAAACAGUAAUUUGUUCACAUGUUAGCUGCAUGCAAGUCCGCCAGGGCUCCGUAACUCGAAAGCAUCGCGAAUUGCGACCGAGCGCAAGCGCCUCUAUUCCAUAACUCGAGAUUUACUCGCCCCAUGUAAUAGCCUAGCCUCGAAAUGAAAGGUGAUAUCGCCAUCGCAAUUCGCGAUGCUUCCGAGUUACGGAGCCCUGGAAUAAAAGC